Molecule: messenger RNA, 426 nt
Organism: Zychaea mexicana
Lineage: Eukaryota; Fungi; Mucoromycota; Mucoromycetes; Mucorales; Lichtheimiaceae
Exons: 2
Coding region: 1-426 (141 amino acids)
Source: RefSeq, a predicted model, not a curated record
AUGGAGAAAAACAUUGCGCCGCCAGCAUACGCUUAUGGAAACACUCAAGGUUUUGCUGGGCCGCCGCCUGCAGCAGGACACUAUCAACAGCAGCAGCAGCAGCAGCAGCAGCAGCCAAUGUCAUCGAGUGAUUAUCCAGGUGUAGUAGGCGCUACACCAGCUGUCCAACGUGGCGUAGAAGGCUAUGAUGCCUAUGGCCAGCCUAUCCGACCCGCCUUUAUGCAACAACGUUAUCAGAUCGAACAAUCCUUGGGCCCCGUGUGUCCACAGGGUGGCUACCAUGAAUUACGGAUGCAUUAUACCAACACGACACUUUUGUUUGCCAUCCUUAUUUUGCCCUACUUGUGUGGCUGGCGAGGAAAGCGUGAGUGCGUAUGCAAACGAUGCGGUCAAACGUUCCCGAACAUUGUCCUUCCUGAGCCCUAG